AUGCCUAAACAUAAUCCUAUAUAUACACCCAGGUUUGACGAAGUAUUGACUGAAUUGGUUGGCACACUUGGAGAAGCCAAAUGGGCAGAAAUUACUAGACAAAUGAAAACGAUUUAUGGACUUUCUAUCCCCCAUAAACCAAUGGUGUAAGCUAGAUGGAGAGCCAUAGAUCCAAAAAUUAAUAGACAAAUAUUUUCAGCAGAAGAAACAGUCACUCAUUGGCAUAUUUGUGUCAAAUAUAAAUGUCAUUGGGAUGCAGUCAAGGCUGAAUAUGAAGCUAUUGGUUAAAUUAGAGACAAAUGUUUUUUGAGUCAAAAAUUCUAUGCACACUUCUAAUUCAAAUUAGUUGAUCUUAAUAGAAUGAUGGGUAAGAUGGUAGCCUACAAUUAACCUAAAAUUGAAAACAUGAGAGAUACAACAAAAAAAAGAAUCUUGGAAAUCAAUGCCAGAGAACCAGCCAGUGUUAAAGAUCAAUCUGCUAGAGAAAUCAUAUAAAGUUGUUAAAUGCUAAUCAAAUUAUUGACUUAUGUCGUAGACAAUCACAAAGAAGAUUAUAAAGUGAUUACAGAAGAAUUGAAGAAGAUGAUCACUCCAGAAAAGUUUGCAAGAGUCCUCUAAAACAUAUUCAUUAUUGAUUUAAUUGUGUUGAUUGCUUGUAAUGAAUUGAAACCAUCUGAUGAAACUCCAGAUUUCAUUAAAAUGGAUGAAAGAAAGAAAAUCAAGUAUAAAAAGCCAACUAAAGUUAAAAGAUGGGAUGAAGCACUUCUAUAAAGUUCAAGUCCAGAAAACACUGAAGAUGAAGAUGUACUCAGAACUGAAUAGGAAAUCAACAAAGUUACUGGAGGAACCAAUUUCACAAAAGCAGACAUGGAAGAAAUUAAGUAGAGUCCAAUUUAUUGUGUUUGCAAUACAGAUUAAAAUCAAACAUUUUAUGAUUGGUAUAAUGAGGCUAAAAUUCAGAAGGCAACUUUAAAAACUGACUUAUUGGUUGAUGUUAUGGAUAUCAUGAGUAGCAAAGAUAAAUAGAAAUCUGAGAAAAGCAAGCCUCCUGUUUAAAAAAGAACAGCUUUAUUGGCUAAGAAAUAAAUGAAAUUGAUAGAAAAGAAGAAAAAUGAACUUAUGAAACAAGAUAAGGAUGAUAAAAUCAAAACUGUGAGAGGCAAAAUAAAAAUUGAUAAAGAAGUAUUUCCAGGGUGUUACACUAAAUUUUUUGACAAAGAGGAUGAAGAUGAUUAUGAGGAUAGUCAAGACAAUCCAAUAUAUUCAGCAAUCGAUGCAGAUUAAAUCUAUUAAAUUAUUAUGCAGUAGAAGUAGGCACAAGAUAAUUGA
Molecule: messenger RNA, 1329 nt
Organism: Paramecium tetraurelia
Lineage: Eukaryota; Ciliophora; Oligohymenophorea; Peniculida; Parameciidae
Exons: 2
Source: RefSeq, a predicted model, not a curated record